Molecule: messenger RNA, 3471 nt
Organism: Patiria miniata (bat star)
Lineage: Eukaryota; Metazoa; Echinodermata; Asteroidea; Valvatida; Asterinidae
Gene: tmtc2
Product: protein O-mannosyl-transferase TMTC2-like
Exons: 11
Coding region: 163-2946 (927 amino acids)
Biological process (GO): protein O-linked glycosylation via mannose
Cellular component (GO): endoplasmic reticulum membrane
Molecular function (GO): mannosyltransferase activity; protein binding
Source: RefSeq, a predicted model, not a curated record
CAGUCUAUACAGUCUAUACACAUCACCUCACAGUGCGAAAGAAGUUGACGUAUUUGUGUUGCAUUCGAGUACGGAGUGUCACCGAAUCUGGAUCACAAUUUUAAUCUUUCCCGAUGAAUUCUUUUGAAGUAAAAUCGUUACUUAUUGGAUGCAGAAGCGAAGAUGUAUGACGUGCUGGGCUGCAGCCUCUUGGCACUGAUUCUGUAUUGGAACACCCUGAGUGCGGAUUUCGCCUACGACGACUCGCGUGCCAUACUCAAGAAUCAGGACCUUCUACAGGAGACGCCCAUCUCCAACAUCUUCUACGAUGACUUCUGGGGCACGCCUCUCAUCCACAGCGGCAGCCACAAGUCCUACCGCCCUCUCUGUGUCCUCAGCUACCGCUUCAACCACCUCCUGGGACAGCUAGACCCGUUCGGCUAUCACCUCGGCAACGUGCUGCUUCACGUUCUGGUGACUGCCCUGUUCACUUACGCGGCGAGGGUCGUGUUGUUACGGCGAACAUUUCCGGCAUGUCUCGCCGGGGUGUUGUUUGCCGCGCAUCCAGUCCACACAGAAGCGGUCGCAGGGAUCGUCGGGCGGGCCGACGUCGGAGCCUGCCUCUUCUUCCUGCUGUCGUUCCUCUGCUACAUCAGUUACUGCCGGCGGAGAGAUUCUUCCAAAGAACAUUCAAAAUUCAGGACUAGUGACGAGGACAAACGUCAGCCCCACCUACCGGUAUGGCACAGAUAUAUUUACCUGACUCUCAGCAUCUUGUUUGCGACAAUGAGCAUGCUGACCAAAGAGCACGGAAUGACAGUCUUAGCAGUGAACAUCGCCUACGAUGUGUUUAUUCAGAAUAAAUCAAGGCUUCGAGAUCUUCUUUCUUUUAAAAUCUUUUCAAAGGAUUGCCGGCAUCUGAUGGAGGGCAUCCUAUCCCAAGCAGUCGGCAUAGCCAUCCUGCUAGCAUUCCGUCUGCAUUUUAUGGGCAACAAGCCACCCCACUUCGCCCCUUCUGACAACCCAGCGGCCAGCAACGAGAACUUCCAGACAAGACUCUUAACAUUCCUCCAUCUUCCAGUUUUAAACCUCUGGCUCUUGCUCUGCCCUUACCAUCUAAGCUUUGAUUGGUCCAUGGAAGCAGUGCCCCUGAUCGAGUCGCCGGCCGACAUCCGAAACUUGUUCACUUUAAUAUUUUACGGCAGUUUGGCUGCGUUUGCAUGGUACUGCUUCCAAGAAUUGGAAGACUUAUACCACGAACAAGAAUCGCUUGACCAAAUGAAGUUCAGGACUUCAGAUUUUUCAGACUGCUUAGGUAACGGCAGAGCAAACGGAAUAGGUAACGGGCACAGUAUAUCGCGGAACGGAACGAGCGAAAAGAAAAACGGACAUGCCGGAAAUGGGCACGCGUACAUUCCAAGUCCGAGUUUUAACAAUAGUAACGGUAAUGGCGUCAGACACAAUGGCGUCAGACAUGAGACCUUGUAUUCGCUUCGAAAGCGACAGGGCAACAGCCAGCGGAAAAGUCACCAUCACCCACGGACUGUCUCAUCAGCAAACAGACCUAAUACCGCAGUCCCACCGAGUUUUAAUGAGAGGACGCAAAUUCUAAACGUGGUCAUCGUCAGCAUGGUGCUUAUGAUUCUUCCGUUCCUCCCGGCCACCAACCUCUUCUUCUACGUCGGGUUCGUGAUCGCCGAGCGGGUCCUGUACAUUCCAAGCAUGGGCUUCUGCCUCCUGGUUGCCGAAGCGAUCCACCAGCUAUGGAGGCGGAGCCCAGGGAGGCAAAAGACGGUUGUCGUGGUGACCGCCGCCACCCUCGUGGUACUGUUUAGCGCGAGGACGUGGCUGAGGAACUUUGACUGGCAGUCGGAGGAGGCCCUCUAUAGAUCAGGAAUUGAUGUCAACCCUCCAAAAGCAUGGGGGAAUCUGGCCAACAUUCUCAAAUCGCAGGGCAAGACCGCAGAAGCUGAAGAAGCUUAUAAAAAUGCACUCAGUUACCGUGGCAACAUGGCUGAUGUCCAUUAUAACUUAGGAAUAUUACUGCAGGAAAGCAAGCGUUAUGAGGAGGCCAUUGCUAGCUAUCAGCUGGCCAUCCAGUGCAGGCCAAGACUAUCAAUGGCUCAUCUCAAUCUGGGUAUCGUGCUGAACACCCUGGGCCGGCAGGACGAAGCAGAGAAGGUGUAUCGUCAUGCAGCUACGCUGGACGACGCCGGCCUGAAAGACCCCAAGAAUCAAAUGACUGGGGUGAUAUCGGCGCUCUUCAACCUGGGCAGACUGCUGCAGGAUCAGGGCAGAUAUGAGGAAGCCUUAAAGAUCUUCACCGAAGCCAUUGAGAGACGACCAUACCACUACGCACCACAGAGCCUCUACAACAUGCUAGGUGAAACAUACUUCAAGCUUGGAAGGAUUGAGAGUGCCGAGAGGUGGUUCAAGAAAUCCUUGGAGGCAAAACCCGAACACAUACCUGCACACCUUACAUAUGCCCAUAUGCUGGCCAAAACGAACCGGAUUUCAGAAGCAGAGACAUUGUUGAAAAAGGCAAUAGAGUUGGAACCAGCUAAACACAAUGUCUAUCAAUACCAUGGUCAAUUUCUGAAUGAUCAGGGACGCUUCAAUGAAGCAUUGGCUAUGUUCAGCAAGGCAUUUGACCUACGACCCGAUGACCACGAGGCCACCUUUAACCUUGCCAAUGCCCUGCGCCAGGCUGGCAACAACAAGAGGGCAGAGGGCUUCUACAAGAAAGCAGCACUUUUGAAACCUGAGGCAGCGACGAGUCACAUGAACCUGGGGGCGAUGUACCACCUGAAUGGCAAACUGGAGGAAGCAGAGCAAAGCUACAUGGAGGCGUUGCGUCUGAAACCCAACGACCAGACAACCUUGCAGAACCUGAGGAAACUGCGCUCGCUGAUGGCUAAAACGUCAAGCGGGGAAAGCAAAGGCAUCCCGAAGGCCAAGGGUGGCUAGGGGGAUAGUUUAACCAAAUUUUAGUUUUGUACCACUGGCUUUAGAUUUAGGAAGGAUGAGCAGGUUUGUAUUCUGUCAAUUCUUUCAUGCAAUUUCUUUCAAAUUUGUUUUCUCCCUGCUCGACAGCAAUUAAUUUUUUUUCUCUGAAUAAAUUUUCAACUUGUAUGUUUUAUUCCAACAAAAAAAUCUGUUUUUCUUUUUUGGGCAUCCACAACCUUCUGAAAAAGGGCGGUGUUAUGUUGGGCACAAGCAGAUCCGCCUUGCGAUCAAACUAGCUCCUGGUUCAUGCAUUUUCGAUGUAAUCGAUGUAAUGAUUUAAUAACUAACCCAUGAGCCGUUUUAUUUUCUUCAGUCGAUGUUCAGUGAAAAGUUUCUUUUUGUAUUACUAGAACUUUUGUAUUACUAGAUAUAUUUAACAAUUGUUGACUGCUGUGAUGUGGGAUAUGACGUUUUGAACACCCGAGGGGCGCAUAGCACCCUGAGGGGGUUAAAAACGGGGAAUAAUUGCAGAAUACCCCGCCACUC